Molecule: messenger RNA, 1059 nt
Organism: Melozone crissalis (California towhee)
Lineage: Eukaryota; Metazoa; Chordata; Aves; Passeriformes; Passerellidae
Gene: CNTD1
Product: cyclin N-terminal domain containing 1
Exons: 7
Coding region: 14-979 (321 amino acids)
Biological process (GO): reciprocal meiotic recombination
Cellular component (GO): site of double-strand break
Source: RefSeq, a predicted model, not a curated record
UCUGCCCCGCUCCAUGGGGACUGAGGUGCCCCUGGGAGGCCGGGGCCGUGACUCAGGGCCCGUGUUCUGUGGGGUAGCUCCUGAGAUUAUCGAGGACACCCUGAUCCACUUGGCCACGGAGAACGAGCAGUACCUGAGCGAGCUGCCCGAGCAGGCCGGGUGCUUCAAAGAGACGCGGAUCGUGGAAUUUAUAUUCCUUUUGGCUGAAAAAUGGCACUUGGACCUGCCCACACGGUACCAGGCAGUGGAGUUACUUGAACGGUUCAUGCUCAAGCAGGUAGAGCAGAUGUGUGGUGACAGAGGGAGCACACAAGGCCAGAGGAGCAGCUGGAGCUCUGUCAGGGAUCAGAUCACCAACACCUUUGUCCUGAGACUCGUGUCCUGUGUUCAGCUUGCCAGCAAACUCUCUCUGCACUACAGUAGAGUGACCAGUGACACAGCUUUAACAUUUCUGCAAUCCAUAAAAUACUCCUACACUAAACAGGAAUUGCUGGAGUCAGAGCUUGCUGUUUUGAACACUCUGCAGUUCCACAUCAACGUGUCAACCCCCUUGGCCUAUGUGGAAUUGCUCCUGGAGGUUUUAGGAUACAAUGGCUGCUUGCUUCCUGCCAAGCCUUUACACCAGCUGUGUGUGCAGCUGCUGGACCUCUGCUACCUGACCAGAGAGACCAUCUAUGACACCCUGCUGAAGAUUGCCAUUGAGAACUCCACACCCAGCAAACUGCAGAUAGCCAAGUUUUUAACAGUGAAGGAAGAUUUCAUGCUCCUGGCUGUUGGAGUCAUCAGUACAGGGGUGUUCAUCCUGAGCCCUGGGCACUGGGAGCAGGCUGUGGAGCAUUUAAACUGCAUCACUGGCAUCACUCCCCAGAGCAUCCUGGAGUUCUCCUACGCCGUGGUGAGGCGCGUGGUUGGCAGCACCACACCCGAGCAGCACCGUGCCACCAGAUCUCCUCAGGACAGAAUCCCUCCUCAGAAAUAGAACCACCCUGUCCCUCCAGUCACUGGCCCAGCAGCAGGAGCUGUCACACUGCUGACAGCUGUCCCUGCUCUGUGACAAUG